Molecule: messenger RNA, 717 nt
Organism: Acanthosepion pharaonis
Lineage: Eukaryota; Metazoa; Mollusca; Cephalopoda; Sepiida; Sepiidae
Source: the annotation of a GenBank genome assembly
AUGGGAAAUAAAUUAAAAAAAAACCCAAAAGACUUCUGUCAAUCACAUUCAAUUUCUUUUAUCUAUCUAUCUAUCUCAUUCAUAUCUAUCUCAUUUCAUUCAUAUCUAUCAAUAUAUACCUAUAUUAAUCUAUUCAUACCUAUGUACCUACCUAUCUCAUUCUAUUCAUAUCUAUCUAUCUAUCUAUCUAUCUAUCUAUCUAUCUAUCUAUCUAUCUAUCUAUCUAUCUCUCCCUCGAGCUAUCUGUUCAUAUCUAUCUAUCUAUCUAUCUAUCUAUCUAUCUAUCUAUCAAACUAUUAUUAUCUAGCUUUUGAACUUUCGCUCUCCCUAACUAUCAGUUCACAUCUAUCUAUCUAUCUAUCUAUCUAUCUAUCUAUCUAUCUAUCUAUCUAUCUAUCAGAAAGUUAUUAUUUAGCUAGUGGGCUCUCGCUCUCUCUCUCUCUCUCUGUGCCUCAAUCUGACAGACUGCUUUUAUCUAUCAAUUGGGCUUUUGCUCUCCAUCUAUCUAUCCCCCUAGCUACCUGUUCCUAUCUAUCUAUCUAUCUAUCUAUCUAUCUAUCUAUCUAUCUAUCUAUCUAUCUAUGUUUACGAUUAUCUAUCAAUCUAUCUCCAUUCCUAUCUAUCUAUCUAUCUAUCUAUCUGUUCGGAAAAUUUUUAUUUCAGUCUGCCUAUGCAACCAGAUGCCUACUCCAUGCGAGUAAAAGUAAAAUCCUAUGA